AUGCAGGGCGACGCGCGUGUGAGCGCUGCGGACAUCAAAGUCACCGCGGACCUGGACCGCGGCUGUGUCCUCGGGCGCCCCAAAGGACCAACCUUCGUAUCCGCUCGAGACGCAGACGAGGCCGGGUCGCAGCGGCACGAUCGGCGAACACAGGCAGGGAGUCGAAAACGAUUCGCAGGAAAAGUCAACUGA
This is a messenger RNA of Micromonas commoda, 192 nucleotides long. RefSeq lists its product with no specific name. The transcript has a single exon. The record is from RefSeq and is a predicted model, not a curated record. NCBI's taxonomy places the organism in Eukaryota, Viridiplantae, Chlorophyta, Mamiellophyceae, Mamiellales, Mamiellaceae. Bases 1 to 192 code for a protein of 63 amino acids.